UCAGCUGAAGUUCUCCAGCUCCUGAGUGUCGUAGCAGAGCAGAAGUGUUUGGGACGUCCCUGCAGCCUGCGUCGAUGCCUGCUCCUCUCCGCUGAGACUCAGGAGCGGAGGCUCAGUGUAGGAGGCGUUCCCCGCUGCUGGAAAGUGUUGUUUUAUUUGUUCUCUGCGCAACCCGAGCGCACUCUCUUAACUCCGGUGGACACGUGUCGGGAAUGGCCUUUCACUCACGCCUGGCCGAUAUAGAGGAAACGUCGCACUUGUUAAUGAUGAACGAUCGUGCACGCUCGGACACCGCGGACUCUUGCGUGUGUCCGAGCACGGCCGAGCUCAGCAAGGCGGUGUCCGUUUCCCUUGGGCUGGAUCCGGCGUCUUCUCCACCGAGCCACUGCUCCGGCGGCGGCUUCCAGGACUGCGAGCCCUCCUCCCCCGCGGGGAACGGCACUUCUUCCCGGGCGGUGUCUGAGUUCGGAUCGGCCGCCCACGCCAGCUCUCUGACGGAGGACGACUUUGGGAAAGUGUGCCACGGCAUCCAGCAGGUGAGCUGCAUGGACAUGCUCCGAGCGGGCGAGAUCCUGGACUUGGCGCACGGCUCCGUGACGCACGGCCCGGUGAUCUCCAGAUACGUCUGCAAGGAGACCAACUUGUUCGCCAGCUCCGUGAUGGAGCUGCCCGCGUCCUCUCAUGGAGACGACCUCCUGCCCUUCCAGAAGCACUACUCUGCCCACCCGGACCACCCGAACCCGCACAGGGACUCUCCGGGCGGGUGGUGUGCCAGCGAGCGCGCGUACGGCGGCCGAUCCGAGCCGGAGAGAGGCGGAUCCGCUGGACAUAACUUGUUGGGCAAAUACUGUCAUUGUGGGCAAACCGGUCUCGGGUCCAGACAGGAAUGCCACUGUGUCUGGUAUGGAAAGGGCGAGCAGCAGUGUGGCAGAGGGGGCAUGCGGGGCGCGAUGGCACAAGGAUACGGCCAAGUGGAAAGAUACCACAGUGCGAUGGCUCCAGGACAAGCCACUUUCCCCACUAUCAAGACGGAGCCGUCCGUGUGGGUGGACUGCUCAGAUCGCACCUUCAGGCAUGACAAUUUGUUUCCAGGUGUGUACCUGUCCGACAGAAGAGUGUGUCAGGUGUGCAGCGACGAUGCCUCUGGUUGUCACUAUGGAGCAGUCACCUGUGGCAGCUGCAAAGUGUUCUUCAAGAGGGCUGCUGCAGGUAAGCAGAACCACCUGUGCGCCAGCCGGAACGACUGCACCAUCGACAAGCUGAGGCGGAAAAACUGCGCCUCCUGCCGCCUCAAGAGAUGCUUCAUGUCGGGAAUGAGCCUUAAAGGUCGCCGGCUGAAGGGAGCCGCACAGACAAGGAACGGAGAGGAGGAGCUACCUUUCGCCGCCUGGGGGUCCGGAGACAGACGAGAGAGGACAGGGAAGAAAGAUGUUAUCUUGGAUCCCGGAAGUGCAGCUGCCAGGGCUCAAGGUGCGUCCCAGGUCCUGGCUCUGAGCAUACCCCCGACCCUGCGCUCCUGCCUAUCGCUGCUCAGCAUCCUGCAGGCCAUCGAGCCAGCUGUGGUCAAUGCCGGACAUGACCACGCCCAGCCAGACAGCCCUGCGUCACUACUCACCAGCCUCAAUGAGCUCGGGGAGAGACAGCUGGUAACGGUGGUGCGUUGGGCCAAGGCCAUACCAGGUUUCCGUGACCUGCAUGUGGAUGAUCAGAUGUCAGUGAUUCAGUUGUCAUGGAUGGGGGUGAUGGUGUUCGCUUUGGGCUGGAGGUCGUACACACUUACUAACAGCUCCAUGCUCUACUUUGCUCCAGACCUAGUCUUCAAUGACCACCGGAUGCAAGUGUCCAGUAUGUAUGAACACUGUGUGCGAAUGAAGCUGCUCUCCCAGAGGUUCUGCAUGCUGAAGGUCACCCAAGAGGAGUUCCUGUGCAUGAAGGCCCUGGUCCUCUUCAGCAUCAUGCCAGUGGAGGGUCUAAAGAGCCAACGUUGUUUUGAUGAACUGCGGACCUCCUACAUCAAGGAGCUGGACCGUUUGGCCAGCCACAGCGGAGAGACCACCCGUACACAGAGGCUGUUUCAGCUCACACAGCUGCUGGACUACCUCCAGUCGGUCGUGAGGAAGCUGCACCAGUUCACCUACGAUCUCUUCAUCCAAGCUCAGUCCCUGCAGACGCGUGUCAACUUCCCAGAGAUGAUCUCGGAGAUUGUGAGCGUGCACGUGCCCAAGAUCCUCUCCGGCAUGGUCAAGCCCAUCCUUUUCCACAAUACGGCCUAGAGUUAGAAAGAGAGAGAGAGGGAGAGAGAGAGAGAGAGAGAGAGUGAGUCCCUACACCUAGUCCUCCGAGAGAGGAUUCAUGAUUUUACGAGGUGAAAGAAGUAUAAGCCCCUCUUUACAGCGAGGCUACGAGUGGGUUUUAACAGAGGGGAAUACAGCACAUUCUUCCAGCCUAAUCUAAUCUAGUUACAUCUACUCUGUUCUUCUUGCUGCCUGUUCUCUGUGUCCCGCACAGCAAAUGUUUCUGGAGCUGAUUAAAACACUAUUUAGCAUGCAUUCCUCCACGCAAAGCCUGUGAGUGGCCACUGGUCUGGCACGUAGUCUUCCUCAGCCCUUCGUACAGAUUGUGACAAGAGGCCAUGUUUCAUUCUGAGAGGUAAGACAGUAGAAAGGAAAGCUUUUCUCUUUUUUUUUUCUUCUUGUAGAACUCACAUCACCGUAGCUUGUGUGUGUUUGCCGUAGUUUGACAUUUUGACUGGCUUUAUUUUGUUUCUUCCCCACAAUGAAUGUUAUUGUGCGCACCUUAGAUGAACACAGUCGUUGAGUGACAGUUAAUAAUAGACGGUUGAGACAUGCAUGCUAAGAGGCAGCGCCAUAUGAAGACUUUUCUGAAAGCUGCUCUCGUCUGUAGGUUUAACAGUCGACUGGAUCAAGGUGACGACAAAUGAAAUGCACUUUUGAGAGUUACAGUGUUGAUGUUAAUGUUUAAAAAUGUAUAUUUGUCAAAAUGUCACAGCAGAAACAACAAAGAAAGCAAUGUGAAACAAACUCAACAUUCUUCGAUGACUAUAUAGUGACUUCAUUUUUUAAAAGUUUAAUUGUUUCUGAGUGUCAAAAUGUUACAGAUUUUCCAGAGUGGGCAUUUCAUACUGUUUUAACUUUUCUACAGUUUCUUAAAGUGUUCUUUGCAGGUGUUUCGUUGUGUAUCAUCAUGUCGUAGCUUUUUGACAGUUUUGCUAAACGUCCAAUGAAUCUGCUCAUUUUUGUUGCAACAUUUACUGCCCAACAUGUAAUAAAACUGAAGCAUGA
This is a messenger RNA of Limanda limanda (common dab), 3302 nucleotides long. RefSeq names its product progesterone receptor-like. The record is from RefSeq and is a predicted model, not a curated record. Gene Ontology annotation, molecular function: DNA-binding transcription factor activity; zinc ion binding; sequence-specific DNA binding. The coding region runs from base 213 to 2273 and encodes 686 amino acids. Lineage: Eukaryota; Metazoa; Chordata; Actinopteri; Pleuronectiformes; Pleuronectidae. Gene Ontology annotation, biological process: regulation of DNA-templated transcription; male gonad development. The transcript has 9 exons.